AUGGAGCAUUACAGGAUGAUGGCCUAUUGUCCGCCAUCAGUCAACGCCGCCGAUGUCAUUUGGGUCAAGUCUGGCAUCAACUUGGAUUGCGUCGGAAGUUUAUCAGUUUCGAGGGUGAGGUUGUUGAUCCUGUUGUCGAUGCGGAUGUGGAGGCAUCUGAUCCUUCAAUUGACCCGGCUAGUCCUGUCAAUGAAGAGGUUGAACCCUAGUGUGAUGGUAUUGGCGGGAAUCCUGCUUAUGUAG
Debaryomyces hansenii CBS767 is the source of this 243-nucleotide messenger RNA. RefSeq names its product DEHA2G25080p. The record is from RefSeq and is a predicted model, not a curated record. The coding region runs from base 1 to 243 and encodes 80 amino acids. The transcript has a single exon. Lineage: Eukaryota; Fungi; Ascomycota; Pichiomycetes; Serinales; Debaryomycetaceae.